This is a messenger RNA of Danio aesculapii, 1784 nucleotides long. RefSeq lists its product as uncharacterized. The record is from RefSeq and is a predicted model, not a curated record. NCBI's taxonomy places the organism in Eukaryota, Metazoa, Chordata, Actinopteri, Cypriniformes, Danionidae. The coding region runs from base 21 to 764 and encodes 247 amino acids. The transcript is spliced from 4 exons.
UUCUUACAGGUGAAUUAGACAUGGAUCCACUGUUGCCCACCCUGAGCAUCGUUGACACCAGUGUGCCACAGGACAGACAACAGUGCUUUCUUAAAGCAUCGAAGGACGCCAAGACCCUGGCCUCUCGCAACAGGUGCUUCGAGCGGAACACUAGCCAGGACAAAAAAACUGCUUGUGAGGAAGCUAAAAAAAGAUGCCAGCACAUUACUUGUGCGCCAUCUGAGGUCCAGUAUCUCGGCCAGCUCAUUCCAAACUUUGGCAAAUACAAUGGCCAAAGUUUUAAAUGGCUGGUGGAGAACGACGUUGGCUACAUUAAAUAUGUGCUGGAUAUACACAUCAAGGAGCGUCGCCAUCAAGGAAGAAAAGAGGGCCCAGGUGAGUAUAUAAAGGAUCUUCUGUUACAGUAUGUGCAACUGUUUCCACAGGUUUCCUGCCACCUCGAGGUCAACGUCGACAGGGCCAUCUACGGUCAGGGCCGCUUCAGAUCCUUCACGUUCCUGGAGAUGCGUCAACUUCUUUAUUGGAGGCUUCUGCAUCAGCCUCAUCAGUUCCUGUCUUUUCUUCUUCAUCGGCUCCUGCAUCAGCCUCGUCAGUUCCUGCCUUGGCUUCUUCAUCGGCUCCUGCAUCAGCCUCAUCAGUUCCUGUCUUUUCUUCUUCAUCGGCUCCUGCAUCAGCCUCGUCAGUUCCUGCCUCGGCUUCUUCAUUGGCUCCUGCAUCAGCCUUGUCAGUUCCUGCCUUGGCUUCUUCAUCGGCUCCUGUAUUAGCCUCAUCAGUUCCUGUCUUUUCUUCUUCAUCAGCUCCUGCAUCAGCCUCAUCAGUUCCUGCCUCGGCUUCUUCAUCGGCUCCUGCAUCAGCUUCUGUGUCAGCUUCUGACGUUCAACCUAGAAGGUCAUCUGGUGGGUCAACACACAGUGACCCAGCACAUUCUGAGGUGUCAUUUGAGGGUUGGCACAAGAUGUGGGAGUCUGGUCUUCAUGGGCUGCCCAGUGCAGACAUACUGUGGCUUAAGGAGGAUGCUGAAAGGGGACUCUUUCAGAUGGCCAUGUCUUAUUAAGACAAACAUGGAAACAGAAAGUGGAGGAAAGUCCUGAAGGAUGACCGGAUGUGGUUUCACCCUCCAGAAUCUCCUGGAGUGGUGGAAGGAAAAGUCCCCUCAGCAGACUCCUUUUUUCGCAGCUCGGUUUUUUUCUGGAGACCAGUCGGUGUGUGGCGUUACAGUCUUCGGUGCCCAAGGUCUGACUGCCCAGCACGCACCAAUCAGAAGGCUUUUCUCUACCGUUGUGGGUAUUCAUCCACGAUAAGACAGAUCUGCCACAUGUCUGGCUGGUACUCCAUGCUGACUGAGGUCCUGGCAUGCAACGCCUGUAGAAAGGCUGCAAAGGAGUCGGAAGAGCAUACUAUUGGUCGUUUCCUGUCAUGGGAUCAGUGCAUCCUUAACCAGCUCAGUCCAGCUCACAGAGCGGUGUUUCCUGCUGUCUUGACGCUACGGUGAUUCUCUAGCAGAAUACAAAUCAUUGUGAAAUUAUGCAGAGUCUUAAAAAAAGUUAAGAUUCACCAUCAUCUAAUGAUUGUGUUGCUCCUAUGAUUCUAGGCGUGGCGUGGACAAGCAGGUGAUUACUAUAUUCUUAUGAUAACAAAUACAGGUAUUGAUCAUAUGUUUUGUCCCAGUUAAGAUCUUAAGAUGUUCUUAGAUGUUACAACUAAUGAUAAUAAUCGCCAUGGUAACAUAUAUUGCUAUAUAUAAAGGGAUAUUUAUUUAUUAGCAUGUUUGUUGCUAUAUUUUA